Messenger RNA from Scatophagus argus, 1924 nucleotides. Its product is annotated as endothelin-3. Gene Ontology annotation, cellular component: extracellular region. Gene Ontology annotation, molecular function: hormone activity; endothelin B receptor binding. Gene Ontology annotation, biological process: vein smooth muscle contraction; intracellular calcium ion homeostasis; regulation of systemic arterial blood pressure by endothelin. The record is from RefSeq and is a predicted model, not a curated record. Bases 520 to 1044 code for a protein of 174 amino acids. The transcript has 4 exons. NCBI's taxonomy places the organism in Eukaryota, Metazoa, Chordata, Actinopteri, Scatophagidae.
AAAUGUCUUGGUACACUGAAGCAUUAAGAUUUCCCUUUGCUCGACGUCAAGGGCACAGCCCAACCACUGAACAACAGUUAUACCACACCUGAAUUCAAUAAUAAAGAGGCAUCUCCCAAUACUUUUGUCUAUAUACUGUAGCUGGCGCUCUGUAUCUCUGUGUCUUUUCGUCCCUGCCUCCCAGACAACCUGAGACCUUCACCGUAGACUCAGCGGCUCCUCCCAGAUGUCUCACACUUCUCAUUGGCUUUUAACUUUUAUUUUGAAGGUGGCAUCAGAACGCAUGCGUGAUCUUUCUGCUGUCUUGCGAGCUGUCAGCUCAUGAUAAAGCAGAGUGUCGCGGUGAAGCAUCUCGACGCUCGUCCUUCAGGCGGUCCGCGGCUCUUUGUGAAAUAAGACGUUAGGUUGGUAAUUUUAGGGAGAGACAAGACAGAAGCAAAACAACGGACACUGUACUUUGGGAGACUUUUUUUUUUUUCAUUUCACGUUUUAAUUUUCGUUUUUCAUGUUUCAUGUGUGAUGGCUAAUGUGUCAUCGGCUGAUGUGGGAGUUCUGCUUCUGAUCGUGGUGACAGCAUCUUUGGCAAACGGUUCCUCUUCCAGCAAAGAUGUGAACCAGCGGAGGGAGUUGGAUGCGGACAUGCUGAGCAGCAUUCUGCCCGGCAGCGCUGACAAACUCGCCGGUGUUGUUUCUCAAGGUGAGGCAAAGUCUUGCGCUGCCUGUGAGCUGCCAGGGGCCAGGAAGCGGCCAAAGAGAUGCACGUGUUACACGUACAAAGACAAGGAGUGUGUGUAUUACUGCCAUCUGGACAUCAUCUGGAUCAACACACCAGAGCACACUGUACCAUACGGUAUGUCCAGUUACCGGGGUUCCCUGCGUAAGAGGCGCUCUGCUGGGACCUCCCGACGCUGUGCAUGCACACAACAGCACGACCCCGACUGCAGAAGCUUCUGCAUGGACAGCAGACAGAGGAGGCCACCUCAAGCAGCACCUGAAAUACACAAGAGGACGACGACUCUGCGUGGUGGGCAUGCUAUGAAAUGAACAUAUAAGGGACAUGCUCACAAUCUGAAAGGAUAUGUAUGCACAUGUAGUGCGCUUAGUAGUGUCCUGUCAUCAGACUGAUGGAUGAAUAACCUCAACGAUGCUUGCACAACAACCGAAAACAGGGGGUACUUGCAGGGAUGCUGAAGGAGUGGGUGCCCCCCAGCACUCUGCCCGUGUCUGUUAGGCAUAUGUGAACAAUGUUUUUCAUUUCCCUGUCAAAGCAAAAAAUGGUUUACAUGACCUGUUUGUGUCAUGAAAGACUUUGGUGAAGCAUGCUGCUCACACAUGUCCGUGCCAUAUGAUGUGGAGGCCAUCCAUCUGCACCACCUCGACCAACAUUGGAAACAUUAGCACAGGAAACAUAUCGCAUAACUGUGUUUUCUCCACAGAGAUACCAUGCAUUCUGGCUGUCGACGUCAGCAGUCGCUCACACCCAGUAACUAAGCAUUAUUGUAAAAAAACUGACAGUCACAGUCACUGAAGCACUGAAACAUUCAAUAUGUUAUUUUGGUUGUCACCUUAUGGAGUAAGUUGGGCAUUGCUGUCUUUUGAACAUUUCCCCACAAAAUCGCAGCACAUAAAUCAGUUUCAAUCAGACAAAAAGCAAGACAUGGCUUCCUUGUUUUACGUUUGAAAUGAUCUAAGACACAUUUUUAUUUGAACUUUUUCUGAAAUUGUCAUCCUCCUUUUAAUGUGACUGGAAGAAUAAUACUUUUUAAUACCUUGCCUGUCUUUUUCUCUUUUUCUAUCUGAGGGCCUUAGGUAGCAGUUAUUUUACAGUUUAACAAUCUAUACAUCUGAAACAAUUCAUUCAUUCAUUUAAUCAAUUAGUAAUUGGUAUUGACUGUUAUGGUAUGGUAAUUGCUAUGAAAAAUUG